Scedosporium apiospermum is the source of this 3228-nucleotide messenger RNA. RefSeq lists its product as uncharacterized. Gene Ontology annotation, molecular function: transmembrane transporter activity. Gene Ontology annotation, biological process: transmembrane transport. Lineage: Eukaryota; Fungi; Ascomycota; Sordariomycetes; Microascales; Microascaceae. The coding region runs from base 1 to 3228 and encodes 1075 amino acids. The record is from RefSeq and is a predicted model, not a curated record. The transcript has 8 exons.
AUGGCCACGAUGAACGAUCGUGACUGGAAGCUCGGUCUAAUUAGAGCAGAUCGAAACACAUACCUGAUUCCGUAUAGCGUUGUCGAUUUUCGAGACUCCUGGGUCCGCGACAGGGUUCGACCGCCUUCUCCGUCGUAUUCUACAGACUCUACACGCUUUGGUGACGAGGAAUCACCCUUGAGGCGAUAUGAUUCUGAUGAUACGCUCAAGAGCCGAGUGGGGGGUGAGCAAUCGGAGCAGGUGCUCGGCAGUACUGAAAUCUACGAUAGGCAUGGAAAUCUCAGGUUGAUUCCUACGCCGACUCCAGAUCCAAAAGAUCCAUUAAAUCUACCAGAGUGGCGCAAAUGGCUUGCAAUCGGCUCUUUGUGUUUCUUCGGGUCCGUAUCCCUAGCGGUCGAGAUAGCCGUUGGCGGCUUGUUGCCGGUCUUUCUUCUCGAAUAUUCCGGCGUUGAUCCUCGCUCUACCCUCAAGAAUAUCGAUCUCAGGAACAAUCCGGAUCCUCUCGCCGUCGUCCCUGAUGGUAUCACACCCGUCCCACUUGCCCAAGUGUCUCUCCUGGCAACCAUCCCUAUGCUCAGCAACGGCAUUGCUACUUAUCUCCUCGUACCGUUAUCAACAGCAAUUGGGAGACGCCCGGUGCUGAUCCUGACGUCAACUCUCUCUUGGACGUCUGGUUUCUGGGCUGGGCACAGCACAUCUCUCAACAGCCACAUCGCUGCGCGGGCCAUUCACGGAUUGGGAUCCGGGGCAGUCGAGGCGUUGCUUCCGUUGAUUGCACAAGAUAUGGUUUUUAUCCAUCAGCGGAAUAAAGCGGUAGCUACCAUCAUUGCCAGCCAGGGGCCAAUGAUCGCAUUGUUGGGCAUCCUAGGCCCAUACGUUUCGGUGAAUCACGACUGGCGAUGGAUAUACUGGGGCACCUCAUCCGUCGGCAUCGUAGCCUGGAUAUUGUUGAUACUUUUUGUUCCUGAGACUAGAAAACAGCGGUCGAUGGAGGAACUCAGUGAGACCCCAAAUACCUUCCCUUCCACUUUUGCGUUGUCUCUGAAGACUGAGGAGGGUAAACUAUUAGACGGACAACAGCUAUGGCCAGUCCAGCCUGGUGAGAGUCGCACAGCACUUGACCACGCUACCUAUGGGCACCGAAGACUGUGGGACGAUGUUGGCUUCUUCCAAUAUGGCUACCUCUGGAAGGAAAGUGGCAUUCAAAUCAUCGCCACCCUUAAAUCGCUGUUCUUCCCUGGUAUCAUUUGGUGCAUACUCCUACAAACGGCGUUCGGCAUCGUCAUGGGCGUCACCAUCCAGGCUGUCUCCUUUGCUCUGCUCGCUUCUGGAGUGCCUUUCGAGCUUACAGGCCUGAGCCAAAUUCCCCAAAUGCUGUCGACGGUCGUCAUCUUCUUUGUUGGCGGACCAGUGGCGGAUAAAGUCGCUCUAUGGAUAUCAAGACGCUUCGGUCGACGCGAGCCCGAGUACCAGCUUCCGAACCUGGUCGUCCCAAUCAUUUUCGCCAUCAUCGGCACUCUCAUCUUCGGUUAUGCCAAUCAAUUCGGGCUGCACUAUGCCCUGCUCCUCCUUGGUACUUUCUUCACUUUGACAGCUACCUUGACCUGUGCUCCCAUUAUCAACAAUUACGCUGUUGAGAGUUAUCCGCAAUGGGCCGGGGCCGUUGAGGUUUAUGACUUACCUGGCCGUGAUGCUUCUGAUUGUGCUAUGCGGGAUUCCACCGCUGUUCCUCUAUGGAAAGAAAAUCCGUGGCUGGACCUCUGGCAGGGUCGGCAGAAAGCGGACAGCGGGUCUUUGGAGGCACAGAUCCCUGAAUCUCCCGCCAUGCCAGGAUCCCCAGAGUUCAGCUCUCUCCCCACCGAAGUCCUGAGGGCCAUUUGCGUCCAGCUGCAGGGCGACCACGGUCUUGGCAAUGGAGAUCUGGCACGCCUAUCCUUGACGUGUCAAAGGUUGGGCGAUAUCGCGCAGUCCAUACUCUACCAGCACUUCCAUGAAAGACAUGAUGAGCCUGGUAUCAAUAUUGAUGGGGAUGAUGGCGAUGAAGACGACGACGGCCGGCUCGUCCCGUUUCUGCGAACAGUCAUUCUCCGUCCUGAUCUAGCUCGGUAUGUGACGGAGCUAUGCAUCGACUUCCAUGGACGUCCUUGCAUGACGGAAGAAGAUUUCGACCUUUUCAAGGAGACUGCAAGCAAACAUCAGUUCGAGCUCCCAAGAGAGUUUAUCAUAUUCACCGAUCCUCGAAUAAAAAAGCACGGUCCUCUAGACUUAGAGAUCGAUCCAACCACCGCCAGCGGCAUUGAAGUUGUCCUGCAACUGCUCUUGUUGCACUUGCCAAACCUUCAAUCAGCCGAGAUAUACAUUCCGAAUUCGCUAACGACUUUCCCCCACUUGGACAUUGUGGCUCGCCAGCGGGAAGGUGAACACUCCGGUUUGGCUUCAUUUCGUCGUCUGGGGAUCACAAACUACGGUAGUGGCGUUCGGCUUGGUUCUAUGAGGAACUUACUCGCAUUCUGUCCCAAUCUGGAGAUCUUGCAGGUUUCUCGCUGCAGGAAUGUGGUGCCGGACCUGCCGUUAAGUAAUCUGGUUAAGCUAGAAAUCGAUCCCGGCGAUCUCUCUUUCAAUCAUCUAUCGGAACUGCUGGGCUCCUGCCCUAAGCUCGAAGCCUUCAAAUACCGAUCCGAAUGGAACCCCAGAGUCAGGUUUUGGGGCCUAGACUUACCGUUCAACCCCAGAGAAGCUCUUGAAGCUCUCCGACCAUUUCAGGCACAACUGAAGAUUCUCGAACUCGAUCUCAGCGAGCGCGAUAGAUUUUCCGAUCGCGAGGAGGAAAAGGAGUUUAUCACAUCACUACGAGAGUUCUCUGCACUCGAAAGGAUUAAACUCCAUUGUUCCGCCAUUUUCUCCGGUGGCGAGAGGGCUCAGCCCGGUUCUAGAAACGGCCGAUUCGCCGAAUUACUUCCCGGUAGCGUUAAGCAUUUGAUCCUGGUACAGCCGUAUCCUUCGAUGUACCGUGAUCUUUUGAAGCUGGGGAAGUGCGCGGCGAGUCGUUUCCCAUCUUUGGGUACUGUCGAGGUCCAAUGGACGCCGAAGAACAUGCCCUCCGGUUUUACCGUGUCCCAGGUUGCUGAUAUUCGCUGGAUGUUCAAAAGCCACGGAGUCGAUCUUCUGUUAGACGAUCCUACGCCUGGAAGCAUCUCUUCUAUGCCUCGUUUUAGUAUUCGACCCUAG